AUGCCCUCCUCCACCCGUUCUCGCUCACGUACUCAAACCUCCACUGGCCCAUCUCUUGGACAUCAUACCAGAAGGACCUCCCACUUGGGUCGCAGAGUAUCCUUUGAAAGUGCAAACUCAAAUUCAACCUCUGAUCGAAAACGCAAAAAAAAUGUCAGGUCUUUGGUCUUGAAUACUCGGAAAAGAAGGUGUCUAGACGUACAAGAUGAUCCUCCAUCAUCUGAUGGAGAAUAUCGACUGGAAGACAACGAAAACUCACAAUCCGACCAGUUAAAUGAUGCGUCAGGCGACUCUGACUCAGACAUACAACUUCAACUUCUGCGUAAUCAACCUCCACCGACAAAUGAUGUCACCAAAGACCAAGAAAACGAAGAAACCGAAGGCAACAAAGAAGACGACCUGCUCCAACGCCUCGCCGACCAAUUCGAGCUUGCUGAGGAGCCUAGUCAUCAGCGCACUUCUAGCCGAAUUCUGAGACAACGCCUAACUCACCAUACUGACCAAAUCAAAAAUUCACAAGCCGCCACUCACCCAGAACAAGUGGUCUUACCCACUCUCCAUAACUAUAAGUUGAAACUGGACAAAUGGCCACCAGCUCGCAUAGCUGUACAGGAACGCUCACAGACGAAAAAGGCCACAUCAGUUUCUGCUGCAAUUUUGAAGGAAGCUAAGGCUAUUCGUAAAAUAUACAAACACCAGAUGGCUAUGCUUUCCAUCAUCGGGAAUGUUAGUAAAUUUACGCUUGAUAAAGCCCUGUAA
Messenger RNA from Melampsora larici-populina 98AG31, 759 nucleotides. RefSeq lists its product as uncharacterized. NCBI's taxonomy places the organism in Eukaryota, Fungi, Basidiomycota, Pucciniomycetes, Pucciniales, Melampsoraceae. The transcript has a single exon. The coding region runs from base 1 to 759 and encodes 252 amino acids. The record is from RefSeq and is a predicted model, not a curated record.